Messenger RNA from Petromyzon marinus (sea lamprey), 648 nucleotides. It is a transcript of the gene CMC2, whose product is annotated as C-X9-C motif containing 2. The record is from RefSeq and is a predicted model, not a curated record. NCBI's taxonomy places the organism in Eukaryota, Metazoa, Chordata, Hyperoartia, Petromyzontiformes, Petromyzontidae. Gene Ontology annotation, cellular component: mitochondrion.
AGGCCUCUAGCGGCCUCUGGUGGAGGUGGUCUCUAGCGGCCUCUGGUGGAGGACGCCCCUAGCGGCCUCUGGUGGAGGUGGUCUCUAGCGGCCUCUGGUGGAGGAGGCCUCGAGGCGGAGUGGAGCGGCGUGCUCGCCCGCACUGUACACGGGGUAGCCCCGCACUGUACACGGGGCCUGAGGCGGCAGUGAAGGUGAAGUCGAGGAUCUCUUCGCACCGAAAUUCCCGCGUAGCUCCGUCGCCCGGGCCACCACCUCGUCGCUCACCACCCCUCCUCCUCACCACCACCUCCUCACCACCUCCUCACCUCUGCCGCCUGCUCUACGAUGCACUCUGACCUGUCACCUCACCUUCACACGGACGCCUGCAACGCCGUCAUCGCUCAGCUGCACUCCUGUCAUCAGCAGUACCCGUGGCUCAAGUUCACCGGCCGGUGCAACGCCAUCGACCACGAGAUGCGCGUCUGUCUCAAGGGGGAGUACGAAGCGAAUCGCAAGAAGAAUCGUCAGCACGCCCAGGAGCGGAAGCGCAGGCUGGCGUCCAGCCCGUGAUGGCGACCAUCGCGUCCGGGCUGCCUGCAUAGAAGCCUCGGUCCCUCUGUCUCUCUCUCAUCUCUCUCUCUCAUCUCUCUACUGUCUCUCUCUCAU